AAAGAGACUAUGAACAGAGGUAAAGUAAAAGAAAUGAAAGGGGCUGCAGCUUGGUGAUGAUGGGACGUUGCAGAGAACUUUAAGUAAUGCCCACAGUGCACCGGAUGAGGCGCACUGACGGCACUAGUCGCACUCGUCGUAGAUGAACGUAACGCUCUCUCUACACUGUCAAAGUGCUGUUAACAUGAGCGAGGAUGGGAGGAAGGAGUCUAAGGGUUCGCACAGCUUACUCAGAGAGGUCGUGUUUGCCGCUAUUGUAGCCGCCGCUAAAAUCAACGACGGGUUAGUCAUCGGCUGGCCCUCCAACCUGUCCAAAAUGAAGAGCGGGAAUAAUUCCUCCGGAUUCCCGAUUGAUAGUGGAGAGAGCAAACUCUCUAUCACAGAUGAUGACAUCGCCUGGUUGGCCUCCAUGAUGGGCCUGACCCUCAUCGUAGCGUGCUUCAUAACAGGCCCCUUGGACGAGAUCAUUGGUCCCAAACGCCUACUCAGUUUGAUCCUGAUUCCCUUAGCCGGGUGCUGGCUGCUGCAGGCAUUCACACCCUACGUCUCACUCCUGUACGUGGGCAGAGGUCUGACGGUCUUCUUCGGCGCCAUGAUUACCACGCUGCUGUCGCCGCUUCUUGCUGAGCUCUGCGACACCAAACAUCGAGGGAUGGUCGUCAGCUUCUCGGAGAUCAUGUUGGACUUGGGGCUUUUGGGUUCUUACAUUCUGGCUAAGUUUCUCUCGUGGAGGUUAGCCACUGCAUUUUCCGCAUUGCCGUUUUUCAUUCUGGUGGUGAUUACGCCGUUUGUGCCGGAGUCUCCCUUCUGGCUGGUGGAAAAAAAUCGAAUCAAAGAUGCCGAGACUUCGCUGCAGCGCCUCCGAGGUCCCAGAUCUUCGUCCGUAGCUGAAGAACUAAAUGCUAUAACAUCUACCACUCUCCAGAGAAAUCCAUCCAUUUUUGAACAGAUAUCCAAGCUGAAAAGGGCCAGGAAUGCUCAACCGAUAUUAUUAGUAUCUGUUAUAUUCAUGUUAAGAGAAAUUGGCGGAAAGGCUGUUAUUUUCACCUAUGCCGUGUACAUGUUCACUCGAACAGGUGUAGAAUUAGACGCCUUUACCUGCUCAAUCUUGGUUGGGGUUGUACGCCUAGUGUUUACUCUUUUAUCAGCCUAUUUCCUGGACAACAUUGGCCGUCGACCCAUCCUCCAGUGUUCGAGUAUUGUGUGCGGCGUCUCAGCCUCUCUGGCGGGAGUGGUCCUCAUUGACGAUUCAAGAGGUUCCUCGUGGAUUCCUUUGGCGGCUGUCUUGCUCUUCGUUGCAUCGUAUGGUUUAGGCUUAGGCCCAGUUCCUUGGGUACUGAUAGGCGAGCUCUUACCAACUCCUGUCAGGGUCCUCGGUGCUUCAGUGGUCACCUCCUGUGGAUAUCUCAUGCUUUUCGUCAUGAAUUAUGUGUUUCCUGACGUCAUCGAUUCAGUCGGUCUCGGAUGGACGCUUAUAUUCUUUGCUCUGGCUAACUUUGUUCUUGCAGCGGUGGUGUGGGCACACCUCCCAGAGACGAACAACAAGACGCUGCAGGAGUUGGAGACAAUAUUUUGCACUGCACACAACGAUGCUGCCUGCAAAAUGUGUCAGUUGGAAACCCCGCAGGCAAAUCUAACUCCCAUAGUGACAAUACCGUUAAACAGAGACCAAUCCUUAAACAGAGACCAACCUUGGACUGAUAUGCAGGUCAAUAAUGGCAAUGUCAUCGUCUUUUAUUAUAACACUGAAAAAGAACGAUAUUAAAAACGCUCUCAGGUGUUUGAAAUCCACAUUGAAUGACAAAAUAUGACUCAAUGUGCAUUGUACUAGAUUGCAAAGGUCUUUAAAUUUUGUUGGGGUACACUUUAUUCGGACACAACAAGUCGAAUUUUCGUAGCCUUUCGUUUCAGAAACAGGAAGAUAUUCUUAUUUAUCUCUGAAGUAUGCAGUCUUGCUGCGUAUUCACAUAUUUCUACCUGUUAAAAUCUUUGGAAGAUAUUUCUUGUCUGUCUGUCUCUCUACAGAAUAUAAAUUUAUAAUUGAAUCUCUGAAAUUGUUAAAGAAAAAAAAUCGAUGUCUGGUUAAAGAAAUUUUAGUUCCAGUAUUGUAGAGCAGGUUUGCCCCUUGUGGGUGAAGGCACAGAAGUGCUAUACUAUGAACUUCACAAUGAUGAUAUCCAUGGACCAGUUUUUCAAAUUCCAAUAAGUACGCUACCUGCAAUUGUGUUUGCUAAUAAAGAUACGUGAAGUGUAACAGACUAUGAAUGUCGACCGUUUCUUUUUCUUUACUUUUGCGAUGAAACAAAAGAACUUACUAGGCCAGUUUCCUGAAUGUUGUAGAUAGUCUACGAUCCCCAACCAUCUCUUUUACUUUUCCUUAUAGAAGAUUCAAUCAUUCCAAAGCUCUCCGUACUUGAAAUUUGUUGUUCGUUUCGAGAUAAAAGUGAAAACUUCAUUAUCCCUAAGAGAGAUUCAGAUACUGCUUCCUGCCAAGAGGAAAUGUAUUUUCAUUUUUAACUAAGUAAGAAGCUGCCUGCAGUCUAUUCAUGAGCCUUAUUUUCUAACCUCAGUGUUCUAUUCUAUAGUUCAAAUUCCAUUAUUCCUCUAUACAAAUAUAUAUAAUUCAAAAAAAGUUUUGCAACGUAAACUUGAAGGUUUGAUGUCCCUCCCUGCUUUAUCACUCAAAACAAUCCUUUAUUCGACUAUAUUUAAUAUUUUGUAUAUAGCUAUAAAACCUCAUUAUAGCUUCAUCAUUAUUUGAAUAUAACUUCAUCAUUGUAUAAUUUCACUCAUAUGUAAAAAAAAUGUAAAUACAAGGUUAAUUAACGUAUGGGUACCAAUUUCAUUAUCCAUAAAAUUAACCGCAAUUUUCAUCAAGGAAAUUCUGGUUGUUGAAAACAGGAAUUGAAAGUACGAGCAUAGUACAUAAUACAUUUAUGCAUAAUGUAACCGAGUAAUUACUUCUAAUUUAGUAUCAUUCUAUACUGAGCCACCCUGUAUUUAUACCCAUUCUACAUUUAUCGUCGCAUUUUUGUGGAGUAAAAUAUGGAACACUUUGUGAUAAGAAGCUAGGGACACUUGGAAAAAUUUGAACACCGGAAGUGUCAAUAUACUACACAGUCUGAAUUUCUUUAAAAUAAAGCCUAUGACAUGUAAAUAGCCCUGUUCUAAUAAAGUUGACUGAACAAUAACAAAUGCAUAACGCUCAAACUAAGCCAUUUUUGCACUGGGCGGGUUUACUACCUGGUGGAAGGUUAAUUAGACAAAGGCAAAGAACAUUCACUCGUCUUUGUUUGCGAUGCACUGUAGGCAUUACUUGAGGUUCUUUGCAGCGUGCCUUCGGCCCCCAGCUGCCUGCAACCCCUUUCGUUGCUGUUACUGUACCCCCUUUCAUAUUCUUUCUUCCAUCUUACUUUCCACCCUCUCCUAACAAUUGAUUCAUAGUGCAACUGCAAGGUUUUCCUCAUGUUACACCAUUCAAACUUUUCACUGUCAAUUUCCAUUUCAGCUCUGAAUGACCUUAUAGUUAACAGUGCUUGGCCUCUGGCCUAAAUUCUAUAUUCAAUUCUAUUCUAUAUUCAACUAUAGUAGCCGGUCGGUGAACGGAACUCAGCCCAGAAGCUGUGGUGCCGAGGCCAAACGUUCCUGAGUAGGCAUAGUCCACAGACCGUGGCACAGCCUAUGACAAAGGCCUCGGGAAGAUGACCGUUGGUUUACGGGAAGGGUAUUACCAAGGUAUAUAGAAUAAGACCUUGGGUAUUACCUGCCAUGAGCUGAAAUUUCGAUGGAGCCAAUCUUUGCGCUUCCCGAGAAGAACAGCAGUUUGAAUAGCGCGCUGAAGGACUUUCCAAAUGAAUUCUCUAGUCUGGUAGAUGAUAGAUUAAAACAUUAGUUUAAUCUGGCGAAUGUCCUGUACAACACAACGAUGAAAAGUUGCAUUCACUUCUAAGGAAAUCUUUUUAUUUAGUGUUAUUAUAAUUAGAAUUAAAUAUACACGGUACCACUUUUCUUAUAGACCUUCUAGUAUUCCUCUCUAUUCUUACCGCUGGUGCUUUCCUUGUAAAUUACUUCUAAAAACAGGAUGUUAUUGGUGCCUUCAAAUCUUGAUAUCUGCAAACAAUGAUCCUACAGCCGCAGAGUGAAAAAUGCAAUAAAAAAGGAGCACAUUUUUCCUCAAAAAGGAUUAAUGAAAGAUUUAUUUUCUCUUCGCAACAGCCAUUUAUUCAAAGUCAUAAAUGUGGGUGAGAGCAACAGAAUGUAAAAUACAUGAUUUAGUGCACAAGCCCGCGUCUUAUGUGGACGGGUACAACGCUACAGCCCCGACACCUACGCUCAACAUUCAUGUUGAUACUGAUACGAUGCAUCACGUUGAUGUACGAUGACAACCAAAAAUUUCAAACGAAGCGGUAGUUCAAAAUAUCGUAGGCCUUUUUGCUGGGACAUCUCUUGCAUUAGAGCAUCACUUCAAGGGUUAAUCAAAGCUCCCCAUAGAAAAAUAAAUGGUUCACGCCACGUGGACCACAUUUAUAGCGUAACUGUUAAUUCACCUAAGAUACAUAAAACAUACUUCAGUGACAAGUCUACGGCAAACCAAUACUUUUAUUUCAGUAUUUUCCUUUUGUUAGAUUUUCCUCUAACACUUCGUCUGUCUUCUUGAAAACUACUUGGACUAACACUUUCUGUACUUAAAAUAUAAGGCUAACCGUAUUAAAUGGUCCUAGUUA
Messenger RNA from Macrobrachium nipponense, 4724 nucleotides. RefSeq names its product facilitated trehalose transporter Tret1-like. The transcript is spliced from 6 exons. The record is from RefSeq and is a predicted model, not a curated record. Bases 143 to 1765 code for a protein of 540 amino acids. Gene Ontology annotation, molecular function: transmembrane transporter activity. Gene Ontology annotation, cellular component: membrane. Gene Ontology annotation, biological process: transmembrane transport. Lineage: Eukaryota; Metazoa; Arthropoda; Malacostraca; Decapoda; Palaemonidae.